CGGACCGCUUGCGCCAGUGACAACAUCCCAAUAUCUUUGUCCAUAGUCCUCCAUAAUGGUACAAUUAUUCACCCGGGCGAGACCAUCCAUAUCCGCAAAGGCUCUUAUGUGCACAUUCCCAUCGAGGCUUCGAACUUUAGCACUGACAUCUGGGGCAAGAAUGCAAGAAUAUUCAACCCUGAUCGCUGGGUUUCUCUGCCUCACACCGCACGAGCUCCCUCGCAUCCAGGAAUCGCGAACCUGAUGACAUUCUCAUUCGGUCCACACGCUUGUCCAGGCUGGAAGUUCUCAAUGUUGCAAACCAAGAUAUUCCUUGCGACUCUCACCCCUCAUUUUGUUUUUGAGCCU
Molecule: messenger RNA, 348 nt
Organism: Suillus clintonianus
Lineage: Eukaryota; Fungi; Basidiomycota; Agaricomycetes; Boletales; Suillaceae
Product: cytochrome P450
Exons: 2
Molecular function (GO): heme binding; iron ion binding; monooxygenase activity
Source: RefSeq, a predicted model, not a curated record